AUAUAUUUUCGUUUUCCCUCCGAUUUGAGGACUUUCGAAAAGGUUUCACAGAUUCAGAGAGAGAGAGAGAGAGAGUGUGUGUUGGAUUCGUAGUAAGUUAGAAAUGAGUAUGAGGAAGAAGAUACAGAAGAAAUUCAAAAUCAGAGGGUACAAUCUCAAGAUGGAUGCCCUAGACAGUAUUCUAGCCUUCGCCGACCAAUUCCCCGACGACGAUGAAGGAGAAGCUAUCGAUCUUCUUCUCGAUCACCUCCAGCAGGAAAAUCUUAAUUCUUCCAUAGUCGAUGCGGAAUCAAUUCAAAGAGUGAUUAAUCUCUUGUUGGGAGCUCAUGACGCUGCGGAGGAAUCUACCUCUAAUGGUUCUUCCUUGGCUGUCAUCGACGCGUUUAUGGUGCCUAAGUACCGAUACGAUGCUGUUAAGAGGCAGUUCAUCGAGCAUACGAGUACUCUGCCUAUUCACGGUGAGGCUUCUUCGAAAACAUCGGUAUACAGGGAACGAUUCAUGUUGCUGUCGCAGAGAGUUUCUCGCGCAGAGCAUUUUUCUAGGCCAGCAUUUGAUGCUGAGAUGUCGCAAUUUGAGAACUAUGAGAUAUCUUCAAUCCAGUCUCUAAUAGUUCAAAUUGGGAGGAAAUGGGUGAUGGGCGUGAUAUCACAGCUGGAAGAUGGACAUUUCUACCUGGAAGACCUUUCAGCUUCUGUAGAGAUUGAUUUGUCCAAAGCAAAGAUAACCACAGGAUUUUUCACAGAGAAUACUAUAAUUUUGGCAGAAGGUGAAAUGCAGAGCGGUAUUUUUCAGGUGAUUACAUGCGGAUUUCCUCCUUUAGAAGACAGGGAUAAAACACUAAAGACACAUUCUGGAUACGACUUUUUUGGAGGUGGCAUGCUAACUAAAGAAGAGACGAUUAGACUUGCAGACCUAGAAAAACAAGCAGUUAAUGACACAUUUGUCAUAUUGUCUGACAUAUGGCUGGAUGACGAAGAGGUUCUCGAGAAGCUGGAAAAGGUUCUUGAUGGUUUUGAAAGUGUGGAGAUAGUGCCUUCUUUGUUUGUUUUCAUGGGAAACUUUUGUUCUCGCCCAUGCAACUUAUCGUUUGGUUCUUAUUCCAGCCUUAGGCAACAGUUUGGUAAGCUUGGGAGAAUGAUUGGAGACCAUCCACGGCUAAAAGAGAAUAGUCGGUUUUUAUUCAUUCCAGGUCCUGAUGACGCAGGUCCCUCUACAGUCUUGCCAAGAUGCGGUUUACCAAAAUAUCUAACCAAAGAGAUUCAAGACGUUAUUCCCAAUGCGAUAUUUUCAAGCAAUCCUUGCAGAGUAAAGUUCUACAACCAAGAGAUUGUCUUCUUCCGAAAAGACCUUCUAUACCAGAUGCGCCGUUCAUGCUUAAUAACCCCUUGCUCAGAAGAAACUGACGACCCCUUUCAACACCUUGUCUACACAAUAACUCAUCAGAGCCAUCUAUGCCCUCUACCUCUCAUGGUGCAACCCAUUAUCUGGAACUAUGAUCACUCUCUUCGACUAUACCCAACUCCUCAUACGAUAGUAUUAGGUGACAAGAGUGAGCAAAAGGUUUGCAAAUUUGGGGGAACAACAUGUUUCAAUCCAGGCUCUUUUUCAACUGAUAGCAAGUUCGUAGCGUAUCGACCUUCCACUCAAGAAGUCGAACUCUCUGCUCUGUGAUUUUCUCUUUUCAGACAAUAACUUAUAUUUGUUUAUUUUUGUUUGUAUAUGCAAGCCUAUAACCCUAUCAUGAUUUUAUUUAGGGUUUUAAUUUUAUUAAA
Messenger RNA from Eutrema salsugineum, 1773 nucleotides. RefSeq names its product DNA polymerase epsilon subunit B. Gene Ontology annotation, cellular component: epsilon DNA polymerase complex. NCBI's taxonomy places the organism in Eukaryota, Viridiplantae, Streptophyta, Magnoliopsida, Brassicales, Brassicaceae. The coding region runs from base 104 to 1672 and encodes 522 amino acids. The transcript is spliced from 13 exons. Gene Ontology annotation, biological process: DNA-templated DNA replication; error-prone translesion synthesis. Gene Ontology annotation, molecular function: DNA binding. The record is from RefSeq and is a predicted model, not a curated record.